CAUUCAUGGAGCGCCGGGAAUCAUCGAUCCCUCUUCCUCUUCUUUCUCCGUUUCUCCGAUUUCUUUCUGAAAUUAGAGGCUAUGAUGACCAAAAUCUACCUAUUUUAUGAGAGGGCUAAUCUCCUCUCUGAUUAAGGUACAUUCCAAUGGAUCCUUCUGAGCCUCCGCCGCUUUCUUGAUCUGCUAUUUGUGCCCGCCGGUAAGCCUCGGCCCUUAUUCUUACUUCAUUUCUCCGUCCUGUUUCCGAUAUCAGAGGCUGUGAUGCCCAAAAUCUACCUAUUUUAUGAGAGGGCUAAUCUCCUCUCUGAUUAAGGUACAUUCCAAUGGAUCCUUCUGAGCCUUCUCUACUUUCUUAUUUUUCUCCGAUUUGAUCAAGAUAGAUCUGUGCUACUGGCCGUUGGCGUGAUGAUCCCUUUCUAGGAAUGCAACACAUGUCGAAUAAAUAAAUCAGACUACAAUUAUCUGAUCAACGGCGACAUCGAUUUUGUUUCCGAUCGCGUCUUUUGUUGCUUCGAAUCGCACUUGUUUUCUUGUUUCGUUUUCGGUUUCUUUUCUCUAAGACAACAAUGCAAGUCUGUGAAAUCGAGUAGUACCUGUGCACGAUAAGCCGAUGCUCCGGACUCCUAAGGGAAGAAGGAAGGUAGCAUGGUAGGGUGCACAGAGAGGAAAGAACGGGUCAUCAUGUCUGCUCUCGUUGACGCCUUCGGGCAUUGAUCCUGCGGGCCUGGAUUCGACCCACAAUCAAUCCCAUUCUUGUUUCUUCUCUGUUCUCUUUCCUUCUGCUUCUCCUUGUAUUUUUUUUGCCAUUCGAUGCAGUUUGCUUCGUAUCAUAUAUCAGACGGCGUAAUGGAAUUGUGAUACGUAGUGGUAAUUUUCUAUUUUUCUUGAUGCUUGGGCUUUAAAAGUAGUUUUUCUAUCGCUUAUAAAAAGAUUUAUUAUGAUGUUUUACUUAUUUCUGCUCUUAUAAAUUUGCCAUUCAUAUGCCUUUUGGGAAUAUAUAUAUAUAUAUAUAUAUAUAUAUAUUCUCAUUCAUUCAUUCUUUGUCUAACCCAAUCCAACGGCAGCGAGAGCAUGAUUCUGUUCCAACCACUACAAUCAUGCACCUAACAACUAAACCCGCACGUCUUGAACUGGUUCUUCACCUCCUCCGUUAUAUAAUGAAACCAAAAGUGAACCAGUAAUCAUGCUGGACAUCCAUGGAGGAAUCGGGCAAGAAGCACUUCAUCCUCGUGCAUGGGAUCUGCCAAGGCGCAUGGUGCUGGUACAAGCUCAUUACCCUUCUCAGGGCAGCCGGCCAUUUCGUCAUCGCCGUCGACCUCGGCGCCACCGGGGUGGACCCACAGAGGCUCGACGAGCUCAGCUCCAUGGACGACUACGCCCGCCCGCUGUUCCACGCCAUCGCCUCCCUUCCGGCUCACCAGAAGCUGGUCCUCGUCGGCCACAGCUUCGGCGGAGCCAGUGUCUCCCUUGCGAUGGAGAAGUUCCCCGACAAGAUCUCCGUCGCCGUCUUCGUCACCGCCGUCAUGCCGAGCACCACCGUUGCCAUGGCUGCCCUCACGGACGAGUUCUUCAAGGGGCAUCCAGCUGAAGCCUACCUGGAUUCGAAGGUCUCGAUCAGCUCAGAUCCCCAGAACCCUUCGAGCAGGAUAGAGUUCGGCCCCGAGUACAUGUCGAACAGACUGUACCAGCUCAGCCCAGCUGAGGACCUGACGCUGGGGACGUUGCUCGUGAGGCCAGGGAGUUGGUUUUUGGGCGAUCUGCUACGCGAUGGAAUUGUCACGGAGGAGAAGUACGGGUCGGUGAGAAGGGUGUUCAUCGUGUGCAAGGAGGACUUGGCCAUGGCCGAGGGCUACCAGCGUUGGAUGAUAGAAGCCAGCCCGGGGGCGGAAGUGGAGGAGAUCGAAGGUGCCGAUCAUAUGGUGAUGCUCUCCAAGCCGGCGGAUCUGUGCAAACUCCUCCUCGAGAUUGCCGCAAGAUAUUGAUGUCAAAGGCACAUACGUGUCGGUCGAGCUAUGUAGUUUCUGGAACAUGAACGAUAAAUAAAAUACAAUAAAUAUUUGCCAUCUAAAAACCAUGUUAGAAAUGAAUAAACUAAUUUACA
Molecule: messenger RNA, 2101 nt
Organism: Musa acuminata AAA Group (dessert banana)
Lineage: Eukaryota; Viridiplantae; Streptophyta; Magnoliopsida; Zingiberales; Musaceae
Product: probable esterase PIR7A
Exons: 3
Coding region: 1197-1982 (261 amino acids)
Biological process (GO): jasmonic acid metabolic process; salicylic acid metabolic process
Molecular function (GO): methyl jasmonate esterase activity; methyl indole-3-acetate esterase activity; methyl salicylate esterase activity
Source: RefSeq, a predicted model, not a curated record